CCAAGCUCCUGCUGCUGAGGCUGCCUCAGUCUCUCAGUCAGCUCGGCGCAGGGGACGCGGGGGACGGAGGCUGCCUCAGUCAGCUCGGCGCAGGGGACGCGGGGGACGGAGGCUGCCUCAGUCUCUCAGUCAGCCUCCCCCAAUGUCCAAGCUCAUCCUUCACGGCGUUCCCGUCUCUCAGCCCUUCCGGUCGGUGCUGUGGGCCACCAAAAUCAAGGGCCUGCCGCUCACGCUGCAGACCGCCGUCCCGCCAAAGCACACGACCACGGAUAAGUUCAAGGCGCUCAACCCUCGAGGCACCAUUCCGGUCCUCGAGGACGGCGACUUUGCGAUGUGCGAGGGCCCGGCGAUCCUCGCCUACCUCGCUGAUACGCACGGCUGGGACGACCUCUACCCGCGCGAGCCGCAGCAGCGGGCGCGGGUCCUCGAGGCGCUGUCGUGGACGGUCGGGACGCUCCGGCCAGCCACGUCUCGCAUCAUCGGCCCUCUCAUGCGGCCGGACGUUGCGAAGCGGAUGGCGGAGAGCCCGGGCCUGGGAGCCUCCAUCUACGCAGGCCCUGCGGACAGCGCGGGCGGGCUCUCCCACGUCCUCACCUCGCUCGAGGCGGUGCUGGAGCACAGGCCCUUCCUCGCCUCUGCCGGCGCGACCAUCGCCGACCUCUCCGCCUACUGCGAGCUCGGACAGCUGCAGCCUGCCCUCUUCUCCGAUCCCGCCACUGGAUUGCCUCUCUUCGACUUUUCGCCGUUUGCGCGCACGACGGCGUGGCUCGAUCGCAUGCGCGCGCAGCCCCACCACGACGAGGUGCACGCGCCGCUCCGCGAAUUCUGCUUACACUUGACCAAGAAGGCGGCGAAAGCAAAGGCAGGAUGACGACACUAGCUAGUACAAUCCUCAAUCGUGUGACU
Emiliania huxleyi CCMP1516 is the source of this 906-nucleotide messenger RNA. RefSeq lists its product as hypothetical. Lineage: Eukaryota; Haptophyta; Isochrysidales; Noelaerhabdaceae. Gene Ontology annotation, cellular component: cytoplasm. The record is from RefSeq and is a predicted model, not a curated record. The transcript has 2 exons. Gene Ontology annotation, biological process: glutathione metabolic process. The coding region runs from base 143 to 871 and encodes 242 amino acids. Gene Ontology annotation, molecular function: glutathione transferase activity.